AUGAAGAAGAUAACACCGGGUACGAAUGCAGCCGUUGUACUCGUUGGUCACGUGAAUGCUAUCGAAAAACCAGUAUGUGCUCUUGUUCGGUUGGAUAAACCAAAGAAUCAGUACAUUUCAAAAUAUCGAUCUGCACAAAUUCUCAUGCAAACUAAACCAACGAAUAAGGAUGCCGUAAAUGAAGAAAUAAGACUAUGUGAAUGA
Messenger RNA from Anisakis simplex (herring worm), 204 nucleotides. NCBI's taxonomy places the organism in Eukaryota, Metazoa, Nematoda, Chromadorea, Rhabditida, Anisakidae. The record is from the annotation of a GenBank genome assembly.